Helianthus annuus (common sunflower) is the source of this 4287-nucleotide messenger RNA. RefSeq names its product exportin-7. The coding region runs from base 673 to 3831 and encodes 1052 amino acids. The transcript has 28 exons. Gene Ontology annotation, molecular function: small GTPase binding; nuclear export signal receptor activity. Gene Ontology annotation, biological process: protein export from nucleus. Gene Ontology annotation, cellular component: nuclear pore; cytoplasm. The record is from RefSeq and is a predicted model, not a curated record. NCBI's taxonomy places the organism in Eukaryota, Viridiplantae, Streptophyta, Magnoliopsida, Asterales, Asteraceae.
GAACAGAGCGUUAGUCGUAAGCCACCUCUCUCUGCCUCUGCCUGCCUGUAUUUCUUCUUUAUACAUAAUAACAUAUUCUCGAUUUAAUCCGCUCUGAAUUUGGAUCUCAGGUUUCAGACAAACAGGUGUUCUGAUUUCAUUUCUCUUUUUGUUAACCUGAUUUUUAUCUUCAUCUUGUGAUCUCAAUCAAUCUAGUGGUUUGAGACCUCAGCUAGCUAGCUGAUGACAGCUAAUUUUGUUGGUGGUCAUUGUCUUUCUUUUUACAGCACAGGCAGGAUUAUUAUUAUUAUUAUUAUUGUUGCCGUAGCAAGGAUUGAUUGGUGGAUGGACUUCUUUCCAUAUGUAUUUUUCCCUUUUCUUUUUCACCUCUCACAUGUAAUAGGGAUCAUUCAUUAGUUUCAUCAUCAUCAUCAUCAUCAGAGAUGCUUUCUUUCUUGUAUGAUCAACAAUGUAAUAUCUAUGUGUUAUGAUACCUGGUGAUAUUUGCUUCUACAGUCAGUCACUGUUGCUCUUUCUGUUCUGUUGAUACACGUCAGUCAGUCAGUCAGUCAGUCAAUCUUUGAUCUACUACGUGAGUCAGUCAGUCAGUCGAUUUGUAUGAUACAUGACCUCUUCUUAUCAUAUAUUUUGUAGACCUAAAUUGGAUAAGUUCCUUCUUCAAUCAAGAAUAGAAUGGAGAGCUUAGCCCAGCUAGAAGCUUUGUGUGAACGACUCUACAACUCUCAGGACUCCGUUGAACGCGCUCACGCUGAAAACACUUUAAAAUGUUUUUCUGCCAAUACCGAUUACAUUUCACAGUGUCAAUACAUAUUGGACAAUGCUUCUACUCCUUAUGCAUUGAUGCUCGCUAGUUCAAGUCUCCUGAAGCAAGUCACUGAGCAUACACUAUCCUUGCAACUCCGUCUUGAUAUACGGAACUACAUUAUAUCCUAUUUGGCGAAAAGGGGACAUGAACUACAACAAUAUGUGAUUGGAUCUUUAGUCCAGCUUUUGUGCCGGGUCACCAAGUUUGGUUGGUUUGAUGAUGAUAGGUUCAGAGAUGUAGUCAAAGAGUCCACAAAUUUUUUGAUCCAGGCAUCACCGGAGCAUUGUUCUAUUGGCUUAAAGAUACUAAAUCAGCUUGUUAGUGAGAUGAAUCAGCUAAACCCGGGAUUGCCUUCUACACAUCAUCGGAGAGUUGCAUGCAAUUUUAGAGACCAAUCUCUUUUUCAGAUUUUCCAAAUAUCUCUUACUUCCCUGCAACAGCUGAAAAGUGAUGUUGGGAGCCGUUUGCAAGAGUUGGCACUUUCUCUGGCAUUAAAAUGUCUUUCUUUUGACUUUGUUGGAACAUCAAUUGAUGAAAGCUCAGAUGAAUUUGGGACUGUUCAGAUCCCAUCUGGGUGGAAGCCUGUUUUAGAAGAUCCUUCGACACUACAAAUAUUUUUUGAUUACUAUGCAAUCACGAAGCCUCCUUUAUCAAAAGAAGCCCUGGAGUGCUUAGUGAGAUUGGCUUCAGUAAGGCGAUCUUUGUUCUCAAAUGAUGUCAAUCGUUCCAAGUUUUUGGCCCAUUUAAUGACUGGAACCAAAGAGAUCUUACAAGCAGGCCAAGGUCUUGCUGAUCAUGAUAAUUACCACGAAUAUUGUCGUCUUCUUGGACGGUUUAGAGUAAACUAUCAGCUAUCAGAACUUGUUAAUGUGGAAGGAUACAGUGAUUGGAUACGUUUGGUUGCUGAGUUUACUUUAAAGUCAUUGCAGUCUUGGCAGUGGGCUAGUAGCAGUGUGUACUAUCUUUUGGGGCUUUGGUCUCGGUUGGUAACAUCUGUGCCCUACUUGAAAGCUGAUGCACCUAGCUUGCUUGAUGAGUUUGUGCCCAAGAUUAGUGAAGGUUUUAUUACAUCAAGAUUUGAUUCUGUGCAGGCUCCUCCCCAAGACGACCUUUCAGAGAAUCCUCUUGACAAUGUUGACCUUCUUCAAGACCAGCUAGAUUGUUUUCCAUAUCUUUGCAGAUUUCAGUAUGAAAGAAGUAGCUUGUUUAUUAUAAACAUUUUGGAGCCCAUCCUACAACUCUAUACGGAAAAGGCACAACAUCAGAUUAGUGAUAAGAAUGAAUUAUCUGUCAUUGAAGCCAAAUUAGCCUGGAUUGUCCAUAUAGUUGCUGCUAUAUUGAAGAUCAAACAAUGUAGCGGUUGCAGCACGGAUUCUCAAGAAGCCAUUGAUGCAGAGCUAUCAGCUCGUGUUUUGCGUAUCAUAAGUGCCACUGAUAGUGGACUGCAUAGUCAGAGAUAUGGUGAACUAAGCAAGCAGAGACUUGAUCAGGCCAUUUUGACAUUCUUCCAAAACUUUAGAAAGUCUUAUGUUGGUGAUCAAGCCAUGCAUUCUUCUAAGCAGCUUUAUGGGCGACUAUCUGAGCUGCUUGGACUGCAGGAUCAUCUUCAGGCAUUAAAUGUGAUAGUUGGAAAAAUUGCAACAAACCUCAAGUGUUACACUGAGAGUGAGGAAGUUAUUGAUCACACAUUAAGUCUGUUUUUGGAACUUGCAUCUGGGUAUAUGACAGGAAAGCUACUGAUGAAGUUGGACACUGUCAAAUUCAUUGUUGCAAAUCAUACAAGGGAACACUUUCCUUUCCUACAUGAAUACAGAUGCUCUCGCAGUAGAACAACAUUUUAUUACACCAUUGGGUGGUUGAUUUUCAUGGAGGAUAGCCCUGUUAAAUUCAAGUCUUCUAUGGAUCCACUACUACAGGUUUUUAUCAGUUUGGAGUCGAUUCCUGAUGCUAUGUUCCGUACUGAUGCGGUAAAAUAUGCAUUAGUUGGCUUGAUGAGGGAUCUAAGAGGAAUUGCAAUGGCCACUAAUAGCCGAAGAACCUAUGGACUUCUAUUUGACUGGUUAUAUCCCUCUCACAUGCCAAUCCUCUUAAAAGGCAUAUCACAUUGGGCAGACACACCUGAGGUUACAACCCCAUUGCUGAAGUUUAUGGCUGAAUUUGUUUUGAACAAGGCUCAACGUUUAACUUUUGAUUCAUCAUCUCCAAACGGGAUACUUCUAUUCCGCGAAGUCAGCAAACUACUUGUGGCAUAUGGAUCAAGGAUCUUAUCUAUGCCUAAUGUUGCUGAUAUCUAUGCCUUCAAAUACAAGGGAAUAUGGAUUGCAUUGACUGUUCUUUCAAGGGCCCUUGCUGGAAACUAUGUAAACUUUGGGGUGUUUGAACUGUAUGGGGAUAGAGCUCUUGCAGACGCACUUGACAUUGCUCUGAAGAUGACACUUUCGGUUCCUUUGGCAGAUAUUUUGGCUUACAGGAAGCUCACCAAGGCAUAUUAUGCAUUUUUGGAGGUGUUAUUCAACAGCCACAUUGUUUACAUGUUGAACCUGGAUAUGAACACCUUCAUGCAUAUUGUUGGCUCCCUAGAAUCUGGAUUAAAGGGACUUGAUACAAGCAUCUCAACUCAGGCUGCAUCAGCAGUUGAUAAUUUGGCUGCUUUUUAUUUCAACAACAUCACCAUCGCGGAGGCGCCAACUUCGCCUGCUGCUGUCAAUCUUGCUCACCAUAUCGCAGAGUGUCCAACAUUGUUCCCAGAAAUACUGAAGACCUUGUUUGAGAUUGUUUUGUUUGAGGAUUGUGGGAAUCAGUGGAGCCUUAGCAGACCAAUGCUGAGUUUGAUACUAAUCAAUGAGCAGAUAUUUUCGGAUCUGAAAGCUCAUAUUUUAGGGUCACAGCCAGCAGAUCAGCAUCAGCGGCUUUCCUUAUGCUUUGACAAACUAAUGGGUGAUGUCUCCAGAAGCUUGGAUUCGAAGAACCGAGACAAGUUCACUCAGAAUCUGACAAUAUUCAGACAUGAUUUCCGUGUGAAGUAAGCAGCGUAGCCCCCCUAGGAUUGUUGUUUGUACAGCUCCUCCUCCUCCUCCUCCUCCUCCUAUGGGAGAAUAGUGUUUGAUUGUCUCAUCUUAACUCAUCUCUUAUGGUUAAGAUUACAACGUUACUUAAUGAAGAAUAGCUGUGCUCGUCUUAUAACAUUAAACCAUUUCCCAUGUAGCAAGAUAUCUAUUCCAUCGAUCAAGGGCAUCGACUGGAUUUGGUUUGGGAUAUGAUUCAUUCUACUGCAUAUUGUAAAGCAUUUUUGCACAUGUUUGUUUUGAUGACCGGCAUCAGACGAACAUGUUUUUAAUUCUUGGGUGAUUAUUAUUCAAACAUCUGUGGUUGUAUGAUUCUUCGGCUGCUUCAUUAAUCACCAUCAUGAUAUCCUCCUAUAGAGGUGGUAGAACUUGUUAUGUCAUUAUUGAUCAUCUAUAUUAGUAAAAGUUGUUCAUGAA